Messenger RNA from Peronospora farinosa, 819 nucleotides. NCBI's taxonomy places the organism in Eukaryota, Oomycota, Peronosporomycetes, Peronosporales, Peronosporaceae. The record is from the annotation of a GenBank genome assembly.
AUGGCUCCCUCGUCUGACACAACACUGGGCCUGCUCGGAACAGGCAAGAUCGGGUCGGCUGUCUUCACGGGCUUCUGCAGCGCCAACGGCUGGCAGCCCAAGCAUGCAUACAUUUCAGCGCGUACCAAGGCCAAAGCAGAGGCGCUCGUGACCAAAUUUCCAGACCGUGUGAGCUUCAGUGCGUCCAACCAUGAGAUCGUGGAAAAGAGCGAUGUGAUCUUCAUCGGUUUACUCCCAACCGUAGCUCGUGAGGAACUGCCCAAGCUUUCGUUUAUUGGCAAGAAAGUGGUGUCUAUGAUGGCUACAAUCCCAUACGAUGAGUUGCUGCAGCUUGUCAAGCUGCCCACGGAAAGUGUCGUGCGUUCGGUGCCGCUGCCCGUCGCGGCCAAGCGCACCGGUCCUGUCUUAGCUUAUCCGGACAAUGCCUUUGCGCGCGACCUGUUUGCUCAGAUUGGCACGCCUGUCAUGGUGAUGCAGGAGGAUGAGAUUACAAAGCUCACAUGUGUUACAGCACUCAUCUCGUUCUUCUACGCCACGUGCGACACGACACAGCAAUGGUGUGUCAACAACGGCGUCGGUGACCAAGCUUCUCGUGACUAUAUUGCGUCCUUCUUCCAUUCGCUGGCAACGGCUGGAGCUGAGUCUACUGAGAGAUUUGGCGAAAUGGCCGAUGAGGCAGCUACUUCUGGCGGACUGAAUGAGCAGGUGCACUGCGCGUUGCAAGGCAACGGCGGCUACGAACUCGUGGCGGACCAGAUGGACGCCAUCUUCAAGCGUCUGUCGGGAACUGACCCAGUCCCACGCCCAACACGCAGCUAA